AACGUGAAGUUCGCGUGCAACUCGUGCGCACACGCCGUUCCGAGCGAGGUCUGGAGAUCCGCUGUGAUACAGUGAAUCGUAUUUUCCUCACGGUUACCUCCGGGUUUGGCUCGGGAUCCGUUUGGAGAUGCAGUUCGGACGCGAGCGCAGCUAAAAAGCAGUCGUUCGGUAGGCGGCAUUACGCGCGCGCGUGCGUGCGUGCACCGGAGUCCGUAUGCGCGCGCGCAUUGGCGCCGUAAUGCUGGAGCGCAACGCGUCCCGGGAGCGCAUGGAGCUCGGCUCCAACGCCACGGCUCACAUGGGCACGGAGGCGGGAUUCGGGCCGCCGGUGCUGGUGCUGCUGGCCGCCGUCAUGCUGCUGCUGAUCGGCGUGAUCGUGCUGGGAAACGCGCUCGUGAUUCUCGCCUUCAAAACCGACCGGAGCCUGAGGAGGCAGAGCAACUACUUCCUCCUGAACCUGGCCAUCUCAGACUUCCUCGUGGGGGCCUUUUGUAUUCCUGUGUAUUUGCCCUACAUCUUGACAGGCAAAUGGAUGCUGGGCCGAGGGCUGUGUAAGCUGUGGUUGGUGAUGGACUACCUCCUGUGCACCGCUUCCGUCUUCAACAUCGUCCUCAUCAGCUACGACCGGUUCCUCUCUGUCACCCGAGCGGUGUCAUACCGGGCGAGGCAAGGGAUGACCCGCAGCGCACUCGCCAAGAUGGCCGCCGUGUGGGUUCUGGCUUUCCUUUUGUACGGCCCAGCCAUCUUGCUGUGGGAAGCAGUGACUGGAGAGAGCCAUGUUCCUGAAGACGAGUGUUUUGCUGAGUUCUUCCACACUUGGUACUUCCUGCUUUCUGCCUCCACACUUGAGUUUUUUUUCCCCUUUCUCUCCGUGGCUUUCUUCAACCUCAGCAUAUACCUCAGCAUUCGCGAGAGAAGGCUCCGUUACCAGCAGGACUCAUGCCUGCCCAAGAUUCGUCCCAUGACCUCUCCCAAGCGCGAAAGGCUUCGCUUGGUCUCCAACAUCUGCCGCAGCUCUCUCAUGAAAAAGAAGAAGGCGGAAAAAGAAGGUGAGAACUGUUCGACGCCGGCAGGACGCACCGACACACGGACCCUUCGGAGCACUCAGUGUUCGCGCCUGAUUCAGGACAAGAAGAUCGCAAAGUCGCUAGCUGUGAUCGUGUGCGUGUUUGCUGUGUGCUGGGCGCCGUACACGCUGCUGAUGAUCAUACGCGCUGCCUGCAGGGGGAACUGCGUAUCACACCACUGGUACGAAGUGACGUUCUGGCUGCUGUGGCUCAACUCAGCCAUCAACCCAUUCCUGUACCCUCUCUGCCACAGCAGCUUCCGAAGGGCUUUCACAAAGAUCUUGUGUCCCAAGCAGCGGACCACUGAAGCACCGUCAGAUAAUGCGUCUAACAACUAGAGAUAGUCCAGCUCGCUCCAGUAGUUUUGAAAGGACAAUGCUUUGAUCAUCUUUGGUAACUUCAGACAUCAUAAUAGAUCCUUUCCACUCAGUCAGAACUAAAUACACCACCAUCUAGGUGAGUGGAAUCUGGGCAAAGUUGAUGAAACCUACAUGAGAACCCAAGUUCUUUCUAUAAUGAUACCACCUUUACCUGUUCCUCCUUGUUGCUGCCCUUGAAAACAGAGAACUUAUUUUCACCAAAUACUGUAACUCCUAGAGUCACGGACAGCUGUACACUUUACCUGAAUUAAAACCAUUAAGAGUUUCUGCUGUGAGGGAAUUUACAGCAAUUUUGAACGAAUAUCCGUCAAACAUCUCUUCAGGUUUCAAAAGACUAAUCAUCUGGUAUUUCACUUAUACGCACACUGUAUGUAUAAACAUUACAAAAUUGGAUGACCAAAUAUUCGUCUAUUAGCAUAGCCUUGUUUUAUUUCACAUGGACUGUAGUGACUGAGGUUAAUUUGUAACACUGAUGAUAUUAUUCUGAUCUCACCAGGUCACGUGAUACCAAAUUUCCCAGAAUUUAGUUCUCUACCAUGGAUUGUUUUGACUCUUUACUCGGUAAACCAAUGCCUCAUCAACAUGGCGCUUGUUCUGUUUUCACUCUUUCAAAAAAUAUUAUAUAUAAUUUUAUUAGUACAAUUGUUGAUGUUUUAAAGUAAUAAUUCGGUGGCCUGGAAGUGCAAAACGCAUGAACAAAUCAAAAUGCCACAACAAACACAUUAGCAUUAAUUCAAAACUAAAAUAAAUAUUAAAGUUGCUAUAUAAUAUUAUAUACAUAUUUGGCAAUAUAUCUAAAAAUAGACUCAUUAAAUUUUGACUAGGCAUCAACCAUGAGCAUGUGAUGUUAAAUAAGUUGUUCCUCUUGUUGUGCUUUUAAAUGUUUUUAGGUUUGUUGUUGUGUUGUCUGAUUUUCUGUGUGUUUGGGUUUGUUGGGUUUUUUUAUUAUUGUUUUUAAUUUUCAUUGGCUUAUUUUUGUGUUUUCAGAUUUGCUGCUGCUGUGUGUUUGGGUUGGUUAAGCCUUUGAUUUACUGUUAUGUAUUUCAGUUUUCUGCAGCCAGUUUGUUAUUGCGUUUUUUGGCCUUCAUGCCUCAUUGGCUGUUGCUUUCUGAGUUUUCUGUUGCAUUUUCAGUUCUUUUACGACUUCCAGCUCGUUCUUGUUUGUAUCUUUAUGCGUUCUGACUUGCUGUUGUUGUUUUUUUACCAUGUUUAUGUCUACUGAUUUGUUGUUGUGGUUUCAAGCUUUAUUGUUAUGUCUUCUCGUUUGCUAUUGAUUUAUUUAUUAAUAUUAUUUUGGUUUGUUAAUGUGCAUUUAUGGACCAUUGUAUAAAAGACUAUGUAAAGCAUAAAGCAGGCCCAGUGUAAAACAAUGCAUAAAUUACACACAGACAAAUAUAAAUCCACACGCAUUCAUAUAUAAAUCCAUUCUCUGUAAAGUGCAUUAGAAUGAAAUGUCCUGAAUGUGCUUCUCCAUCGUCUGUGUUUAUAACUCCACCUUGUGGCGCUGUGAUGUUCCUUUACUGUACGGACUCUGCUCAUGCUGUACAUUAGCCUGGAUGUAACUCAGUUAUGCAGUAUUAUUUGUGCAAUCAGUGUACUUAUUGAAUUAUUUGUGCUAUAAAGUCUUGUGCAGUAGUACAUUUCUUUUGUGAAGACUUUUGAAGUUCUUCAGAGCUAUUUAGUUGCAUAGAUAGAAAAUUGGACGACUAGAAAGAUUAUUAAAAAACGAACACCGCAGUUUAAUAAGGAAUUGAGAAUUUCAGCAUGUUUAUGCGGUCUUAUUGUAACCAUAACUUGAAUCUGAUGAUUGUUCAGAGAGCUUGCUGUUCUAUCUGUAGCCCUUUUGCAAUCUUAAUGUCACUCAGUGUUCAUUUACUGUAUUGAAUCAGUAUGAGAGAAUAAUGGCAGGAAGGAAAUAAUGCAAGAGAGGAGGCUAUUCAAUUAUAUGCAUUAAUACUAGUAAUUAGUCAGUAGUCUGCAGUGAAUGCAGACUACACCCCAGGCCUCCUCACCUCACCUACAUCUGUUUCUGACUUUACUAACACCCUUGUAGCAAAAA
Silurus meridionalis is the source of this 3506-nucleotide messenger RNA. RefSeq names its product histamine H3 receptor. Gene Ontology annotation, biological process: adenylate cyclase-activating adrenergic receptor signaling pathway. Lineage: Eukaryota; Metazoa; Chordata; Actinopteri; Siluriformes; Siluridae. Gene Ontology annotation, cellular component: membrane. The transcript has 3 exons. The record is from RefSeq and is a predicted model, not a curated record. Gene Ontology annotation, molecular function: histamine receptor activity. Bases 215 to 1405 code for a protein of 396 amino acids.